Messenger RNA from Botrytis byssoidea, 267 nucleotides. RefSeq lists its product as uncharacterized. The transcript has a single exon. The coding region runs from base 1 to 267 and encodes 88 amino acids. The record is from RefSeq and is a predicted model, not a curated record. Lineage: Eukaryota; Fungi; Ascomycota; Leotiomycetes; Helotiales; Sclerotiniaceae.
AUGUCCAACCGGAGCGUGUCUUCUAUCGGAAACUUACACGGGAAAGUAAAAUGUUGCGAUGGCUGGGGGCCGAGAACACAUGAACACGAAGAUCCACUGAUGCUUCAUACCCGAUCGAGAAGGAAAGUGGAGUCUGGGAAGAGUGGAGAGCUCCUAGCUAGCUAUGCAUAUGGAAGGACAAGAGAAGAUGAAGACGAGGCCGAUUACAGCAGAACCACAGCAGUGACCACACCAAUUUCAUGUGAAGCCUUGGAGUGGGAGAUCUAG